This is a messenger RNA of Aureobasidium uvarum, 594 nucleotides long. The record is from the annotation of a GenBank genome assembly. Lineage: Eukaryota; Fungi; Ascomycota; Dothideomycetes; Dothideales; Saccotheciaceae.
AUGUCUACCAUGGGAUAUUACCCACUCUUCUGCACCACCCCACAGCUCUCAGUAGAUGUUAGUCUCAUUGCAUAUAUUGUUCCGCAAGCGCAGCCGUCUAACCAUGAGAUUCGGUUGAUCCGGAAACUCAUGACCGAGGCUAGAGAUGUCGAUUAUAACGUACAGAACUGCUUUGUUCUUGUCGUCUCCCCUGACCAAGACUGCUUCAACAGAGGCUUGGAACCAGUCACAGAGCCCAUAGCUNGUGGCUUCAUUGGCGCAGAGAUAGACCACCUGACGCAAGUCUCGGCGCGAAGGUUCAAUGACCGACUGUCUGACGAGAUUGAUGACAAGAUCAAUCCAGACACGUUCGUUGUUGUAGACGAGCGCACUCUGGAAGACGACACUCUUCGCGUUCUCCAUAGAGGAUUUGGACCAGUCUACGAUGAGGAGGGUGAACCCAUCUCACACGAGGAUGUCGACAGGCUGGAGACUGUGAGAUGCGGUAUUAAGCAGGUGGGAUGGUUGCUGACAUUGUCGCAAGAGGAAGGUAUGAUCCAGUUCAAGGUCAACCAGGAAAUUCCAUUGAAAGACGAUGACGUCGCAGUAUUGUAG